Messenger RNA from Vicugna pacos (alpaca), 9865 nucleotides. Lineage: Eukaryota; Metazoa; Chordata; Mammalia; Artiodactyla; Camelidae. The record is from RefSeq and is a predicted model, not a curated record.
CGAAAGCGUUUUAGGAGCGGCUCUCCGUCGCGCAAGGCCGCCGCGCGCUAGGCCAGCCUUCCGACUGACUGCAUUGCACGGAUGAUGGACAUUUUUUUAUGUUUGAAACAACCAUCCCGGAUGGUGGACAGUAAAAGAAUGAGGAUGACUUCAAAUUUCCAGUGGAUCUUGUUAACAUUUCUUCUUCUAUAUUUAAUGAAUCAAGUAAGCAGCCAGAAAAAAAGGACUCCUCAUGAUUUGAAGUGUGUUACUAACAAUUUACAAGUGUGGGACUGUUCUUGGAGAGCCCCCUCUGGAGCAGGCCGUGGUGCUGCUUAUGAAGUUUGCAUUGAAAACGGGUUGCAUUCUUGUUAUCGAUUGGAGAAAAAUACUAAAAUCCCAGCUCUUUCACCUGGUGAUCAUGAAGUAACAAUAAAUUUUGGAAGUUCGAUAAGUAAAUUCACACUAAAUGAAAAAGAUGUUUCCUUCAUUCCAGACACUCCAGAGAUCUUGAAUUUGUCUGCUGAUUUCUCAACGUCUACAUUACACCUCAAGUGGAAUGACAAGGGUUCUGUUUUUCCACGUCACUCAAAUGUCAUCUGGGAAAUUAAAAUUCUACGUAAAAAAAAUAUGGAAAUUGUAAAAAUAAUGACCCACAACACAACUCUGAAUGGCAAAGACACAGUUCAUCACUGGAGCUGGACGUCGGACAUGCCCUUGGAGUGUGCCACUCACUAUGUGGGAAUUAGGUGCUACAUCGAUGACCCUAAGUUCUCUGGUCACAAAGAGUGGAGUAACUGGAGCCUACUGAAGAACAUUUCUUGGUCUUCUGAUUCUCAAACUAAGGUUUUUCCUCAAGACAAAGUGAUACUUGUAGGCUCGGAUAUAACAGUUUGUUGUGUGACUCAAGAAAAAGUGUUGUUAGCACUGAUUGGGAGUACAAAUUGUCCCCUUAUUCAUCUUGAUGGGGAAAAUGUUGCAAUCAAGAUCCAUAAUAUUUCUGCUUCUGAAAGUAGUGGAACAAAUGUGGUUUUCUCAGUAGAAGAUAACAUGUUUGGAACGGUUAUUUUUGCAGGAUAUCCACCUGAUAUUCCUCAAAAAUUGAACUGUGAGACAUAUGAUUUAAAAGAGAUAGUAUGCACUUGGAAUCCAGGAAGACCGACAUCCCUGGUGGGCCCACGCAAUACAAGUUACACUUUAUGUGAAAGUUUUUCAGGAAAAUGUGUUAGAUAUAAAAGAGCUGAAGUGCCCACAAAUGAAAGCUAUCAGUUAUUCUUUCAAAUGCUUUCAAAUCAAGAAAUAUACAAUUUUACAUUGAAUGCUCGUAAUCCCUUGGGUCAAUCAGAAUCAACACUUUUAGUUAAUGUAACUGAAAAAGUUCAUCCCCAUACUCCUACUUCAGUCAAAGUGAAGGAUAUUAAUUCAACAGCUGUUACACUUUCCUGGCAUUUACCAGGCAGCUUUGCAAAGAUUAAGCUGUUAUGUCAAAUUGAAAUUAAUAAAACUAACUCAGUACAUGAAUUGAGGAAUAUCACAAUGAAAGGGGUAGAAAAUUCAAGUUAUCUCAUUGCUGUGGACAAGUUAAAUCCAUAUACAAUAUAUAUUUUUCGGAUUCGUUGUUCUACUAAACCUUUCUGGAAAUGGAGCAAAUGGAGCAAUGAAAAACAGUAUUUAACCACAGAAGCCAUUCCUUCAAAGGGACCAGAUACUUGGAGAGAGUGGAGUUCUGAUGGAAAGAAUUUAAUAAUAUAUUGGAAGCCUUUAUCCAUUAAUGAAGCUAAUGGAAAAAUCCUUUCUUAUAAUGUAUCAUGUUCAUCAGAUGAGGAAACACAGUCCCUUUCUGAGAUUCUUGAUCCUCAACACAAGGCAGAAAUACAGCUUGACAAAAAUGACUACAUCAUCAGUGUGGUGGCAAAAAAUUCUGUUGGCUCAUCGCCACCUUCUAAAAUAGCUAGUAUGGAAAUUCCAAACGAUGAUCUCAAAAUAGAGCAGGCUGUUGGAAUGGGAAAUGGGAUUCUCCUCACUUGGAAUUACGACCCCAACAUGACUUGCGACUAUGUAAUUAAAUGGUGUAACUCAUCUCGGUCUGAACCCUGCCUCAUGGACUGGAAAAAAGUGCCUUCAAAUAGCACUGAAACUGUAAUAGAAUCUGAUCAGUUUCGACCAGGCGUAAGAUACAAUUUUUUCCUGUAUGGAUGCAGAAAUCAAGGAUAUCAAUUAUUACGUUCUAUAAUUGGAUAUGUAGAAGAAUUGGCUCCAACUGUUGCACCAAAUUUUACUGUUGAGGAUACAUCUGCAGAUUCGAUAUUAGUGAGAUGGGAAGAUAUUCCUGUGGAAGAGCUUAGAGGCUUUUUAAGAGGAUAUUUAUUUUACUUUGAAAAAGGAGAAAGAGACACAUCUAAGAUGAGGGGUUUGGAAUCAGGUCGUUCUGACAUAAAGGUUAAGAAUAUUACUGACAUAUCCCAGAAGACACUGAGAAUUGUUGAUCUGCAAGGUAAAACCAGUUACCACUUGGUCUUGCGAGCCUAUACGGAUGGAGGAAUGGGCCCAGAGAAGAGCAUGUUUGUGGUGACAAAGGAAAAUUCUGUGGGAUUAAUUAUCGCCAUUCUCAUCCCAGUGGCGGUGGCUGUCAUUGUUGGAGUGGUAACGAGUAUCCUUUGCUAUCGGAAACGAGAAUGGAUUAAAGAAACCUUCUACCCUGAUAUUCCAAAUCCAGAAAAUUGUAAAGCUUUACAGUUUCAAAAGAGUGUCUGUGAGGGAAGCAGUGCUCUUAAAACAUUGGAAAUGAAUCCUUGUACCCCAAAUAAUGUCGAGGUUCUGGAAACGAGAUCCAUGGUUCCUAAAACAGAAGAUACAGAAAUAAUUUCUCCAGUAGCUGAGCGUCCGGAAGAUAGCUCUGAUGUGGAACCCGAAAACCAUGUGGUUGUAUCCUAUUGUCCACCGGUCAUUGAGGAAGAGAUAGCCAACCCCGGAGCCGAUGAAGCCGGAGGGGCCUCACAAGUCAUUUAUAUUGACAUCCAGUCCAUGUAUCAGCCUCAGGCAAAGCCAGAGGAAGAACCAGAAAAUGACCUUGUUGGGGGGGCAGGCUAUAAGCCACAGAUGCACCUCCCCGUUACUUCUACUGUGGAAGAUCUAGCUGCAGAGGACGACUUAGAUAAAACUGCAGGUUACCGACCUCAGGCGAAUGUAAAUACUUGGAACUUAGUAUCUCCAGACUCACCUAGGUCCACAGACAGCAACAGUGAGAUUGUCUCUUUUGGAAGUCCAUGCUCCACUAACUCCCGACAAUUUCUGAUUCCUCCUAAAGAUGAAGAGUCGCCUAAGUCCAGUGGAGGAGGGUGGUCCUUCACAAACUUUUUUCAGAACAAACCAAACGAUUAACAGUGUCCUGUUUCCGCCUCCCCCACCCAUCACUUCAGUCUGCCAUCUCAUUAAGCUCUCGUCAGCACUGGGCGUCUGGGAGGGAUCCUGUGAAGUAUUGAGGUGGACUUCACUCGCGCAAGUUACACUGCAAGUGUUAAUGUGCUUUUAAUGCUUUAGUCUAAAAGCCAAAGUACAGUAACUCAGAAAUUCAGUCCACACAUCUCAUGAUUUGGAGCUUAUUUUUGAUUCAAGGCAAAAAAUUCUCCCGUCGAUCUACCUUCAAGAAGCAUUCAGUAAUGAAUACUGCCCAGUCCAUACCUGUGAAACAAAUCCCGCAGUAACUAUAUUCUGUUCUGUUGUCCACCGUCAGGUUUUCUCAUGCAUAUACUUUAUGGAAUUGCAAGCAGAUUUGCAGGCAAGGGCGAAAAAUAUCAGAGAAACAAUGAUGUUUAUUUGGCCUUUGCUCCAUUCUAGAUGAAAACCAAACAAAAAUUUCAAAGUUUUGACAUUAUUCUCUGUCCCUGCAACAUUUAAGAAAGUUGGUAUAAUUUUUAAUGUAGUAACAGCUAUUUAGUGUUUUGUUUGAUAAAGUAUACUGAUUUCUGUGCCUACUGUAUAAUGGUUAGCAAACAGUUUUCUCAGGGGUACAAACUUGGAAAACGAGUGUGACACUGACCAGCCCAAAUCAGAAUCAUGCUUUCUUCCUUUGGUAGCUUUUUCAAACCGUUUCAUUACUUUUUAGCUUUUAUGCUAGCUUCCCUAAUUAGGUUGCCCUAAUAUUUAAAACUUAAACUUCUAAGACUAUCGAUCUUAAGUUUUUAAGAAAUUUUUUCAGUGACACAGUGUCAAUUUAAUAAAUAUAUGAAGAAACUAAAUAUUAUUCAUAAACAUAUAUAAUCCCAGUGACUUACUAUUUGAGACAACUACUAAGCAAUAUCUGGCAGCAUUAGCUGUCUCUGUAGUUCUGAUUGGCUUCAGGUCCUCCUGAGAAGACUGCACUCUGAGCCCCGGCUGCCCAGGCAGUGACGAUCUUUGACACUUCAUAGUAGGUGUUCCUGUGCAUCUUAGCAGUUCCUCCCUCUUAAAUGAUCAUCCGUCCAGACUAUUUGAUUCAGUCCUCACAUUUUUAAAUAUAAAACUGAAAAGAUAAUGCUUCUUAUGGGGACAGAUACUCAAGGGCUAUUUUAUAUGAAGUGUCAUGAAACUGAUUUGAAGCGAUGGGCGUACCUGUAUUCAAGGUGCAGCAGUUGCUUUGGGAGCUGUCCAGAGUUGUGUCUUCACAGCAUCCUCUGCUACCCCUGGUUUUCAUAAGCGAUGUCUAGAAUGAAUGUGGUUCUUGGAAAAGCAGAAUGAAAAACUCUAAAGUGUAUCUUACAUUUUCUCUGCCCUCGGGUUGUCUAUGUAUUUCGUCCUUUAAGAGGUAAGGCAAAAGUAACGUGAAAAUUUGAAAGAUCUGAAUAAGUCAAGCUACGCCUUUCUUAAUUGUCUGAGUUUCUGUAAUGUGUUUGCACAUAAUGGAUUGGGUUUUUUUUCCUAGUUCAUAAUGUAUCAUUAUAAAAACCAUGUUGUGGAAAAAAGCCACAACAAGGAUGAAAAAGGACAGAAAUCUAUUUAGGUACUCUCUCAGUGAAUCCUGAUUUCUAAUUGCUAGGUUUCAGCUAAAUUCCUGAGCUUCCUGAUGUAUGGACAUGGAGAGUGAAAUACAAUCAAUUAUGUGUACACACAGUGUAGUAGAACUACAUCAUAGCUCAUAGACAUCUUCAACAGUGAAAACCGUAUCAAACCAGAGCCACCUCUAGACAGUUCCCAGAUGCUGAGACCUGGGGCUGUCUUCUCUCCCUGCCAAAGUUUGUCAUGACCACACCCCUCUCACCCCAACUUGUGCCUUUCUCCCCAUCAAAACUCACUGGUCCUGUACUUCAUCUCUUUAGGAUAAGUGUUGGCUAAGGUAGCGUUUAUUGAUCUAAACUCCACCACCUUGAGAUAAUAAGAGGCCAGAAGAGAUUGUUUGAUCUCUGUUAUGAAUGCAUGUGCAUUUCAACUGUGACCAUCUGGAUCCAGUGCCCUGUCUAACCUGUACAACUCAUUUGUUUGGCUGAUGGUGAAUAUCACCGGGGCUCUUUGGUCCUUUCACUCCGUCCAAGACUUCACCACUUUUUCUUUAUGGAAAAGAUUCAGAGUGCAGCUCCCCUGUCCCUUGCCUCUGGAGAUCGGUCCACAGGGAUCAGUAGGUUAAUGAGAAACAGAACUGCUCUAUUAGUCGGGGCAGGCUCCUUAUAACCUGUAGCAUAUUUGAAAAAUGUGGUUUAAGUCUGAGGUCAGAACAGAUUUCCUUGUGUUUUCCCAUUGAAUUGAAGACAGCCAGACCUACUGUGUAGAUGGGAAGUUAUUACCUCCCCAGCCCCCACUCCACCUGGGCACAGGGGGACAGGGAGAGAGGAGGGGGCAGGGGAGAGAGAAAACACCCUCUGUCCCAUAUCCGGUCCAUAUUGUGGCCCUGGAGACCCUGAUAAAUGUGCACUGUUUGUCAGUAGUGGGACCAUGUGCACCUGUGAAAAGAAGGCUUGCUCUGUCCAGUCAGAUUAGCAUCUCUUCCCAGGGGAGGGCUAACUAAACUGCUUAGAAGAGUUGGGGGUGGAGGGGGCUUUAAGUAUUUCCUCCAGCCCUUCCUAACUGGGAAAAUAAUUGGGAAACCCCUCUUUUUCUGCUAAAACCCAAUCAUUGGUUAGAAAAUUCUAAAUGUCUGAACUAGCAUCAUAUCCCAUUAUGUCUGUUGAAUGGUACUGUGUAAAGGACAUGUUUUCACAUCUCUUAAAGCCAGUUCACUCAUCAGCCAUUUCAAAUCAAUCUUCCCUUCUGAGGAAUGGGGAUUCUGGUGGUCAUUGUGACUGCAUUUCUCUUGUGAGUGGCCAUCUUAAGUAAACAGUAUUUAAUAUGAAAAUAUUCUUGGAAGACUUAGCUAGGCUUUUGACAUUAGAUAGACCUCGUAGAUUAUGUAUUGCAUGGAUUGGCACCCAUAUGCGAUGGAAGUCUUCAGUGUGCUGACCCUGUAGAAGCCUGGGCCCCCGUAUCAGGAUAGUUGAGUCAUGUGUUUACGUGCUUAGAUGGUAGAGGUGCUUUGUUCCCGCAGCUUAGACACAGAAGCAGCCAUUCAUGGAAAAGUUUAAGGGCAGAAGUAUCAACCUCAUUUUCCAUACCAGCAUUGCUUUCACGGCUCAUGGAUCUGAAGGAUUGCAUUUAGAACAUCUAGUCCUGUUGCACUUUCGGAAACUGUGGUAAAAGUCACAUUCUUAAAACUUCAUGCAACUUGUAUUCUUGUUGGAAAUUAAUCCUGUGAAUUCUCAAUUGCCUUUAUGCCGUCCAUAUUUAAAGAACAUGACAGUCCUUUCUAUGUUUGAAUAAUUACAUGUAGUUUAGUUAAGGAUACUAGGGAACAUUUUCUUCCAAAAGGAAUUUGGAGUUGGUUUUAUGGUAUUUAGAAAUUAAAGUACUCCUUUACAUGUCAAUAUGCAGAAAAUGUUAUCUCACAUUUUUCUACUGUUCAGGCACAUAAUCUGAUAAAACUUUUUUUCCUAUUUACUCAAGUAAUUUUUGCUGUUUUCUGUUUUGAACCAUGUUGAAAUGUGGAUAUCUUUUAUAAAAUGCCUUGUUUUCUUCUUUUGAAAGUAUAAAAUUGGACAUAUCAAAAGUCAAAUGUGGGAUCAUUAGCUAAUUACAAAGACUAGGCACAUUGUGGACGGUCAGUCAGUGUCUUAGUGACAGAGUUUUCCUGAAAGGUGGUACACAUUUACAUCUAGCUUGUGUAGAUCUGAGACUGUUGGCUGGAAGGUUCAACUCUACUGUAGAAGCGACUCCACAGUGUGAGUGAAAACUUAGAAAAGACUCAUGCAAAAGUACCACUAGGUAUCUUACUCCAACCUAAUUUUAAGUGUUCACAGUAUCUUUUUAUUUGAUGGGUACACACUUGGGACAUAUUUGUACCAACCCAUAUGUGUUCCAACAACACAUUGAUGUGUGAGCUUAAUGGAUUAGUACAGACAGUCCUGUUCUUGAUAAACUAUUUAUUUCAAACUGGCAUUUCCUGCUGAAACAAAGUUUCUUGGUACCAUGCCCAUCUUAUUUUUCAUACCCAGAAGAAAAUCUUUCACAGAAGAAAAUGAUUUGUGGCUAAACUUCCUGGAAAUGCAUCUUAUAGACAUGACCUUCGGGUAGCAUUGGGAAUGAUUGUUUUGAAUUUGAUCUAUUUAUACCUUCAUGGAUUGUGUACCAGGGCUGUUAAUAUUUAAACUUCUUGUUUCGAUAAGGUGGUAAGAUUUUUUAUUCUUUUUCAAUUAAUACUUUUUUCUUAACUAUUACAUGAUGAUAUUCAUGCUAAUUAUAAUACAGGUGAACUAUUUUCAAUGUUGUUAAUGGGAGAUUAAGGACAACAAUCAGCUAAUUGAUAUAUCCGGCCUUAUUGUGCAUGGUAAAAUUUCAGGGAAUGUGAUUUGAAUAUAUCCAAACCCUUACAAUUAUGAUCUUGAGUUAUGACAGGAUUCUGUAAUUUUUAACCAUGAGUGGUACUUGUUUUCUCCCCAUAUUAAGAAUGUUAAUAUUUUGGAUUAUAAGUGUCCAUGUUACAAAGAGAAUUUGCCUGUGCAAGACAAAUUCUAACUGUGCAACAUUUUUAUGAAAAUUGAAAAUAGUCUUUUAAGAGGGAUACCCUCUGAAUAUUUUUAUGUGCAGCUGCCUAGCUGAAGAACCAUAGAAACAAUAAAUUCAAAAGCUCUUAAAUAAGUAAACUGUAACUGAUUGAACAUUAACCAAAUACAAAACAGUAGUAACUUAUAUUCCUUUUUGGUUGCUAUAACUGAAUACCCUGAAAACCUAGAGAUGUGAAUGAGGGGGAGAUGUUUAAUUGACAAGGAAACUGAUUUUUAUUACAUUUUCAUUUAUCUUCUAAGAUAGCCUUUGCGGUAGCCAAUGAGAACUUUAAAGCAAAUAAACAAAACUAACAACAUAGGCCUUAUGCUGCACUGAAGCCAAAAAUACUUUGUAUACCUAAUUGAAUGGCUCACUGAAAUGUGCUGAAUUUCUUUACACAUUUAAAAUGUACUUUCCUUUAGACAUACUCAUUUUAAAUAGGUGACUUUCGGUUUCUGAACUUACUUUUUUUCCUAAGCGUUCCAGUGGUAUAUUAUAAAAGAUCAAAAGAUUUCUAGGUGGUAAUACAGUUUUCAUUAAAAUAUGGACAAGUUAACUGUUAGGUUUAACCUUAGGAUCAAUAUUUUUGUAGUUGAUCAUAGGAAACAAUACUGAAUAAUGAUUUUCAUAAAAAAAUUUUUUUCAAAUACUCUGUUUCCAGUUUGAUUUCCAAUACUUUUCUCCAUUAUUUAUGAUAUAUCUUUCUGUUUAAUUUUUUCCUUCCAACAUAAUGUUUUGGGAAAAUGUGACUACGUUAUGACUACAUCACAAAAAGAAACCCUAUUCCGUUCACUGUUGUGAACUUGUUUUAUCCAAUUAUUUUGUCCAAAAGGAGCAAGGCUUUUUCUUAAAUACAUUUCAAUUCAGAAUUGCUUGAAAAAGAUUGGCCUGGAUAGAAAGACAUCCUGAAUUUGAGAUGGUGCCACCUUCAAUGUAUGUUCAAAGGUAAAGUCAUUUUAAAACCCUCAACUUUCUUUCGUAGUAGGAAUGUGUUAUCUUUUCUUCUCUUUCAUCAGCUGGCCACAACUCAGAAGUCCUUAUAAUGCUAGGAAAUUAUCAUUUUUUACUUUCAAAAUUGCAUUAUAGUGAAUUACUGUUUACAAAAUACACAUACUGUGAACAGAUACAAGUUUUUGUCUUUUAUAAGGUUGUUUGUAGAAUGAGUGUUUUUUUAAAGGGAUGUUAUAUGUUCAAUAUUUUCAGUUUUUUAUAAAUACUAGUAACUGUUUACUAAUUUUCGUUUGGUCAGGUGUGUGCAGAUGUAGCUGAAAGAUAGGGAGAAACUGCAGAUCCAAAACUGUUUCCUUUUUCAUUUCUUGAAAUGUUACCACUACAGACUUAAAAAAACCCAAAAAACCUGAAUGAUCAGCUGUGAUGUUCUAUACCUAAACUCAUGCUUAAUCAUAUCAGGAAACAUUUAAAUAUACACAUACAGGAAGUAAAUUAUAGAUUGCAGUAUAUUUGUCUGAUUCAGUCUGAUUCACAGAAUUCUGAGUUUAAUGUGGAAUAAAACAACUCCAUUUACAGAGAUGACAGCUGAAGUAUUUUCUGCCUUGUGAAAAUUUGGAGAUUAUGUUGCUGUUAGAAGGGAAAAUUUGGACAUUUUAUAUCAUUGUAUAAUUUCAGAAUUUAGUUUCCAUAUCUUUUGGGAAACAUGGUUAUAGCAAGAACAUAGACUAUAAGUAACCUAUUACUAAGACACCUUAAAUGUAAAACUAGUAUGCUCGGCUGUUAACUCUGAAGAUGUUACUUAUGUUUGUUUUUAAAACAUGCAUGUAUUUAACAGUUUUAUCAUAGUAUUGUCAUGGAAAAAAAUAAAAUAUAUUUUCUUACAACUUAA